AUGCUGUUUUGGCACACGCAGCCGGAGCAUUACAACCAGCACUCGAGCGGCAGCUACCUGCGAGAUGUCCUUGCUCUGCCGAUCUUCAAGCAGGAAGAGCCUCAGCUGUCUCCUGAGAAUGAUGCCAAGCUGCCACCCUUUCAGUACGUCCUCUGCACAGCCACCUCACCCGCAGUGAAACUGCACGAAGAAACUCUGACCUACCUCAACCAAGGUCAGUCUUAUGAAAUCCGUCUACUUGAGAAUAGGAAAUUGGGAGAGUUUCAAGAUUUAAACACAAAAUAUGUAAAGAGUAUAAUUCGUGUAGUUUUCCACGACCGCCGCCUGCAGUACACAGAGCAUCAGCAGCUCGAGGGCUGGAGAUGGAGUCGGCCUGGGGACCGCAUCCUUGAUAUAGAUAUCCCGCUGUCAGUUGGUAUCUUGGAUCCCAGGGCUAGUCCGACCCAGUUGAACACUGUUGAAUUUCUCUGGGAUCCGUCAAAGAGAGCUUCAGCGUUCAUUCAGGUACAUUGCAUCAGCACAGAAUUCACUCCACGGAAGCAUGGAGGAGAGAAAGGGGUGCCCUUCCGGGUGCAAAUCGACACCUUUAAGCAAAAUGAAAAUGGUGAAUACACAGAACACUUGCAUUCUGCAAGCUGCCAGAUCAAAGUGUUCAAGCCUAAAGGAGCAGACAGAAAACAGAAGACUGACAGGGAAAAAAUGGAAAAGAAGACCAUCCAAGAGAAGGAGAAGUAUCAGCCUUCCUAUGAGACAACUAUUCUCACAGAGUGCUCUCCCUGGCCAGAUGUGCCUUAUCAAAUGAACAAUGCUCCCUCUCCAAGCUACAACAGUUCUCCCAACAGCUUCAACCUCGGAGAUGGCAACAGUUCUCCAACCCACCAAAUGGAGCUCCUGCCUCCCAGCAAUGAUCAUCUCCUUCCUUCUGCUUCUAUUCAAGAUGCCCAGCAGUGGCUUCAUCGUAAUAGGUUCUCUCCAUUCUGUAGACUCUUCUCAAGUUUUUCGGGUGCCGACUUACUGAAGAUGUCCAAAGAAGAUCUUGUUCAAAUCUGUGGGCCUGCUGAUGGAAUUCGGCUCUUUAAUGCAAUUAAAGGAAGAAAUGUAAGGCCCAAGAUGACAAUUUAUGUCUGUCAAGAACCAGAGCAAAACAGGUCCCACCUCCACCAAAAACAAGAAAAUGGAGAUGGCAGCCUUUGUGUGUAUCAUGCAAUCUUCUUAGAAGAAUUGACCAUUCUGGAAUUAAUGGAGAAGAUUGCAAACUUGUACAGCAUUUCUCCACAGCAGAUAAAUCGGAUCUACCGGCAGGGACCCACAGGGAUCCAUGUAUUAGUGAGCAAUGAGAUGGUGCAAAACUUCCAAGACGAAUCUUGUUUUGUUAUCAGCACAUUAAAAGCUGAAAGCAAUGAUGGCUACCACAUCAUUUUAAAAUGACCGUGCUGCACAGAGACUUUAAUGGCCUAAAAUUUAGUGCCUCACUGAGAUUGCUAACAACCUAGACUGGAAACAUGAAGAACCUUCUGGAUAAAUGCUCCUGUGAACUAAGAAUUACCAAACAGCUUAAGAAAAAACUUGCUUUUACAGAUAGAAAUUUUUGGUGGUGUGUGAUUUUGGUGGGUUUGGUGUUUUUUGGUUUUUUUGUUUUUGUUUUAUUUUUUUUGUUUGGUUUGUUUUUUGUUUUGGUUCUUUUGGUUUUUUAAGCUGGAGCUGAGAACAUCCUCAAAGCUUGUACAUGUUUUUUCCUUCCUCCCCUCCUCUUCAGUCUUAAAAAUUGUAGAGGUUUCUGCUUUUUACUUAGAAACAUCUGCCUUGUACUAAAAGGAAAUGGAAGAUAAACAAAUCCCAAUUCUCUUGACCCCUCAUAUUCAGGUGAAUUGAUUUACUUAUGGUUCUGAGUGCUCUCCUGCUUUCAACACACACCCUGAUGCUGAUGGAUGUAGACUCCCCAGGGCUCCUCUUGUACUCUUUGAGGUGGAAGGCUUGAGGCUACCUCCCAAAACAGACUGGGCAGUGCAGAGGAUGGGUUUGGUGCCCAGCCUUCACCCAAAGUGUCGACUCUGGAAGCCCACACUUAGCUGUUCUCCACCUACAGAUGUGCUCAAAGUCCAGAGACCUUGGUCUCUCCUGACAGACCUUCUGUAGGACCAAUCCAGCAGCACAGUUCUGGGGGGGUUCAAGGAAGGACAGACAACUUGAGGCGAGCAGUUCAGUACCAUGUUGUUAUCUUUAGCUUUAGAGUAGCCUCCUUGAACGGAGCAUAUGGAGGUUUACUGAGGAACUGUUUUGAACACUGAAAGCUAUAGUGCUCAUGAUAAAUUCAUACCAUGGAUUUAUUCUACUCUACAAAUUAGUGAUUAACUGCUAUCUUUACUGUAACUGGGAAUUGAUGUUAUAAUCUUAAUGGAUUUUCAUCCUGUUACUGAAGUAAAACUGUUUUGAUAAAGACCAGGUAACAGAUCAUCUUAGUUGCUGCUUCUUACAUUCUUGCUCUUUCACUUUUCACUCCUGUUUCCCAUAUCUGUAACUAUGAUCAGCUCCACCCUGCCUUGGUCUUUUGGGACUCCGUCCAGGCUCCAUUAAUCUAAAAAAGUGGCUUCCACUGAAGUCAAAGGCAAACUGGAUCACACCUUUCUUGCAUGGAUGAAACCAUUUCACUUUUUACAGCUCAAUAAUAUGGCUUUUUUCCCAAACUGGGUGUCUGUAUUCCAUCAAAAAUUGAUUUUUGAACAUUUAAUUUCAUCCUGAACUUACAUGGAAAGCUGAAAUACCAAACAUUUUCCUGGAAUGGAAAUUUUUUUAAAAAAUGAGAAAUUGUCAACUGGAAAACACUGAAUAAAAUGUUCCAGCCUUUUGAAAUGGAAACAUUUAAUUAAAUCCAUUUGGCCCUUAAAGCAGCAUCAGUUUGAGCUACCGUUGCAGCCCUCAGAAAUUGUCAUUCAAGUGCCUUGCGCGCUGUGUCUCCCUCAGGGCUGAGCUCUUUGGCUGAAUUACAGAUCCCAUGAUGCUCCUACCCUGGGUUAGUCAAACAGGGAAUGCGUCAUGAGGGCUGGAGAGGUGCCCAGGGAAAGAGGGGGCCAUGGAGCCCUUGAAUUACAGCUCCCAGCUGACACUAGAGGAAUUCGGACAGGCACGGACUGAUAUUUCUCUGACAAAAGUUAUGUGUUUCAAGUUUUCCCAACAGAAAUAAACAGCAAAAUAUUGAGAAAAGCAUCCUUUUUUUGAUUAAAGCAUCAAGUUUUGCGCAAAAAACCCCACCCAUCCCCACUGAUUUUUUUUUUUAAGACCAAAAAUAAUACUAGAAUAGAAAACUUGUGUUACAAUGGGAAAACCUUCAGCCAAUUCAGUUAAUUGAGCAGCAAUGCCUACUUAGGCACGAUCUUGCUCAACUGACUGUCCUGGAUGCUCCACAAGUUGUAGGCAUGCAAAAAGGAUGCCUAAGCUUUGGCACAUGGUGGACAUUCCCCCUUCUGAAAUGAAGGAAUUGAGGUUUCUUGGUUGAGAACCAAAGUGUGUAGGUAAGGAGGAGCUCCUGGCCAUGGAAUCCAGGCUGUGGCCACACAUAUCUGCCUUCCAAAACAGUGAAUUAAUUCCAGAUGCCUUUGUGAGCAGGUGGGAUCAGUGUGCCCCUGUGUACCAGGAGCUGUUUGAUUUAUUUUCUAGAGGGUGCUUUGGAAGGUGGAUGUUGGCUGUGGUUUUUCAUCCUGCUCUGUAAUACUGGCCCAGUGCAUGGUAUGGCUGUCACUGGUGCGCAGCUCAGAUGAAUCUGACCUUGUGGGAAGGGUUCUAAAUAGAUCUUGAAGUUUUCCAUGUCAUAUCCACUUAGAUGUGAUAGCCCUGUAACUGGGGGGACACAACAAUUCUGAUACACAGUAGUGAAGAAGGGAUAGAGGUGGCUUUGCUGCCUGAGUUAGGGAAUGAGAACUGUUUGCUUGUUUUAAAAAGACUAAUUUCUUGAUUCUUUAAAAAACAGCUCUUGCCCAUAAUGAAUGAAUAUAAUGAAUUAUAUACCAAAGUCCUCACAGUGUUUCAAUAGCACUUGCUUGAUUAAUUUUGGACAAAAAGGAGUCUGUUAGGGCUUUGCUGUAUUUAGAUUUUUUAAAAUAAAAUAAUUACAUACUCAUCUGAGGAUGAAUAUGACAAUGUAUCUUGUUUUUAUGCUCUAAAAAGGUACCAAAGUAAACAAUCCCAUAGACUAUAAAUAUUUUUCUAUGGGUUGGCUCAGUGUGAGCCUGUUGUAAAGCUGCACAGCUUGGGGGUGUGUGUGUAAUACCUACCCUUAUUUGACAGAGUAGUUCCAGUCCUUGUUGAACCUCUGUAGCCCCAGUAGGAAGUUGGAGGUUUGUGGCUGAGUAAAAUACACAUCCAUUGAAGACACAGCAUGGCUGGUUUUUUGAGUUACUUCAGCUUAGAAUCAUAGACCGAUUUGAGUUGAAAGGGGCCCUUAAGGGUCACAGAUUCCAAAGACUUGGUCCUUACAAGAGUACCUAAAACUGAUCCCUGUGGCUAUAAGUGUCAUCCAGAGCAGCCCAGAUGCUCCUUGAGCUCUGGCAGGCUUGGUGCCAUGACCAGAGGCAAGGAAAGUCCCUGGGGAGCCUGUCCCAGUGAUCAACCACUCUCCCAGUGAAGAACCUUUUUCCAGUGUCCAAUCUGAACUUGCCCUGAUUUAGCUUCAUUCCAUUCCCUUGCUUCCUGCUGCUGGUCACCAGCAAGAGGAGAUCAGCACCUCCCCUCCACUGCUGCCCUUGAGGAAGGUGCAGAGAGAGAAAGAAAGACUUGUCUCACCUGUGUGUCAGGUAAUCCUUGACUCCCCUUGGAUCUCCCAUCCCUGGAGGGACUUGUUUGACCUGUUUGUGGGAGUGACAGCACCUAGAAGGAAGUUUUUGUUUCCUCCACCAAAGGAAGCACAAAUGUUUAGUCUGGGAUAGAUAUCUAAAUUCUAGAUAGACUAAAGGCAAGGGAGGUGAGUAGCUCUCACUCAUCUGUUGACCUGAGAAUUAAACCUUAUGAUCUUGUUUUCAUAGUUUCUAGCC
Pseudopodoces humilis (Tibetan ground-tit) is the source of this 5024-nucleotide messenger RNA. RefSeq names its product transcription factor CP2 like 1 (gene TFCP2L1). Gene Ontology annotation, cellular component: nucleus. Gene Ontology annotation, biological process: regulation of transcription by RNA polymerase II. Lineage: Eukaryota; Metazoa; Chordata; Aves; Passeriformes; Paridae. The record is from RefSeq and is a predicted model, not a curated record. Gene Ontology annotation, molecular function: RNA polymerase II cis-regulatory region sequence-specific DNA binding; DNA-binding transcription activator activity, RNA polymerase II-specific.